AUGCAAGGCGAUGGGGGCCGAUUAAUAAUACUUGCUGAUGGUAGCCUGGGGCUGGAACCUCAACGAGGCUCUGCCUUCGAGACUUCUAUCGAUAAACAUCAUUUUUAUUCACAAGCUCAUUGUGUGCGUUGCAGCUGGUUGACGAGUAUGGCGUCGUUUGGGUUCGGUAUUGGCGAUGUUAUCCUCGCUUGCCAGGGGGUUAUCUUCGUUUAUCAGCGCUGUAAGAAUGCGCCAAAGGAGAUCGACGAUGUCGCCGAGGAUGUGAAAAGAAUGGAGGCCACACUUGGACUCUUAGGAAGCGUCAUUCGAGACGAGAAAUCCUUUAUCGAAGAUCAUACCGAAGAUAUGUGA
Molecule: messenger RNA, 351 nt
Organism: Mollisia scopiformis
Lineage: Eukaryota; Fungi; Ascomycota; Leotiomycetes; Helotiales; Mollisiaceae
Exons: 1
Coding region: 1-351 (116 amino acids)
Source: RefSeq, a predicted model, not a curated record